CGGAGCCUGGCUUCGCGGCGCCUCAUUCACUAGAAGAUGGCGGACUGCGCUACACUAUUAGAUGAGGAACUCUCGUCCUUCGUCUUCAAUUACCUGACAGAGAACUCCGACAGCCAGUAUGGAGAAGAGGAGGUGUGCUCAGACCGCCUGGAUACCGACUUUCCCGACAUCGACCUCUCACAGCUGGACACCAGCGACUUUGACAGCGUCAACUGCUUGGGCGAACUUCAGUGGUGCAGCGACCAGGCGGCGGACGCGUCACCGGUCUCCAUUCGGUACAGCAACCCCGAUGAGCUCUUUGAGAUUGAAGAGGAGAACGCGGCACUGCUGGCCGCUCUGACGGACAGCCUGGACGGCAUGGUGGACUCCGAGGUGAGCGGCCUCUCUGUCUUCCCUGCCCUGGGAGAGGACGAGCCUGACCAGGAUGAGAAAGACCAAGACCACGUUCGGCAGCUUUCUGUCAGUGGAAACCACUUAAAACGCUCACAGGACACCGAGGACCCCUCACUGCUAAAGAUCCUGCUGCUGACUCCACCCAAUGUACCUGCCGGAAAAGAUGGCACUCACAGGCAUCACUAUAACAACAGGGGAUUGCACCCGCGGACAAUCCGACCGCCGGUUAAGAUGGACCCCUCCCAGAUGCGGAAGCCUCGUGCCGUGCGUCCGGUGGGGCGUCUUUGCACAGAGCUCCAUCGACACCUCACCACCGCCCGACGGGAUCACGAGGAGCCCCCGUCAGCCGAAACGGACGAGGACGAAGAGGAAGACGAUGAGGAGAGCGAGUCAGAGGACGAUGACGACGAAGAAGAGGACGAAGAGUCUUCCGGUAGCGAGGUGGAGGCAAAGCAAGGCAAGGCCCCCGCCGAGCCGGCCCAACCGCAGUUCACCUCGGAGAAAGAACUCCGCUCUGUUGUAGAGCUUAUCACCUACAUGCACACGUACUGCAUGCCCAUGCGAAAGCAACAGGGUCUGGACCGCAAGGACACACCCAGGCCUCGGGCCCGACACGAUACCGCCCGCUUGCCCGUCACAAACUCUCACAGCCGAGUGGUCUUGGUAUCUCCGCCGGCGAGCAGCGGGCCCACGGGCGCUCCUCGGAGGAUUCCCUUCGCAAGGCGCCGGCAGAUAAAGACUGAUUGUCUUCUUCGUGAGCUCCUGCAGCAAAGCGGCUCCUUCGACGUCAGCAAGCCUUACGGACCGCACUGUCCGCCGUACACCCAAAUAGGGGCAGGAUCCCCGCCUUGUAAUCGCACACCUGGCACCGGCACCCCUAAACCGGAAAUUUGUACAGACCCUUCCCUGUCAGAUAGGAGAAACUCCUCCUGCGAGACACCGCAAAUCCCCGAUGAGGACGGCGGCUCCUUCUCAGUCCGUCGCUCCAGGCGUCUGGCGUCCUUCCCUAGCCGUUUCGCCAAAAGACUGCGGCCCGGGCGGGGGAGGGAGGGUGAUAGGAAAGAGGAGCGGGAUGACAUUGAGACAGUGGUCAAGCUCUCACCAACUCAAGCCACAAGCGGGACAACGACGAAGGUGGUAUCGCAAGACGACACAACGGAGGCGACCAAAAUUUGCUGCCGCGACGAGAAACGAGUCUGCCUGUGUCUGCCCAUCGACGCCAGCAAGUCCACAGGAGAAUUCAGCAGCAAGACCUUCGAGCAGACGCUUGGAGUGGAUUUGUGUGGAACUGCAGGUCUGACACCGCCCACCACGCCGCCUCACAAGCCGGUAGAGGACGACCUCUUCAAGCCAUCUGAAGCCAGAAAGGGCGACCAUUCGUCCAGCCCCGUGUCCGUCCAAUCGUCAACCGCCGGCGUCGGUGGCCUUCGGGGCUCCUGGCUGAGCCGUGCGUAUCAGCGUAAGCUUCCGGAGCAGACAGAGCUAUACGCCCAGCUGCGGGGUAUAGCCGAAGACGGCGACGCCUGCCAAGGCUUCGGCGACCACGACUACUGCGCGCUGAGCCUCGUAGAAACCCGCAAGCGAAGCAUCGCCAUGCUAGGCAGCAUGCUGCAAGGGUCCCGAAAACCCAAGGUCGGAGAGGAAAACGGCGUCCAAUCAGAUGUAGGCGAGUCAGUGGAGUCGUCGCAACCUCCGCCGGCCGACUGCCAAUCAGCAGUCGCCUCGCCCCCUGCCUCAGAGGAAGAGGCGGAGCACUCAGCGGCAUCUCGCUCACCCUCGCCGACCCUCCACGUUUGUCCCGACUCCCCUGCCAGCAAGACAGACUCCAGUGAACACUCGGAGAUGUGCCCGACGGACGAACAAGGGAACAAAGCCAAAUCUGACGAGGAGAACUGUCAGGUGUUCUACAUCCACAACCUGCCCAGCAGCAUGACCCAGAACAUGUUGAGGAAGCGCUUCCAGGUCUUCGGCACGGCUGACGAGUGCAAAGUCAUCAUCUGUAAUGAGGAGCGCUGCGGUGUCAUAAAGAUUCGGCAGUCCGGCAUCCAGCGGCUCCGGCGGGAACGCGAGAAUGUUUUCCCGAGCACGACCACAAGCGGGAAGAGACUGACCAGGAAGCGCUAUAUCGACCUCGAUGAGGCGGGUCCCGGCCCAGUCAAAAGCAAGUACGACACGCUGGACUUUGACACUCUGCUGAAGGAGGCGCAAAAAUCACUACACCACCGCUGACCGUCCUGCCGCGCUGGCUCAGCGCCGUGACUGUCCCGCCUUAUUAAACGCCGCGCCCCGCAGCACCAGAAAGAAGCGGUACACACCUCUCCAUGCAAAAUGUUUACAUUUUUGAAAAUCGUCGGGAGUAAAACGACGAUAAGAACUUUUCUUUCAUUUUUUUUUUUUUUUUUUUCGGGAGGGUUGGGGGGCAAAAGCGGCUACUUUGUAUUCGCUACAGCGGCGCGACGUCCCGCCGAGAGACCUCCGUAGCAAAUCCUCAUCGUGUGUGCGCGUGUGUUUGUUUGUCUCUGUUUGAAAAAAAAAAAAAAAAAACCUGGGUGGCGGGAGGCAUUCAAUCGCCGUUUAAAAAAAACAAAAAACAAAAAAAAUUGUGUGUGGUUGUAAAACAAUAACAAAAAAAAAAACGGCAAAAAAGAUACACGCUUUGUUGGAUGUUCUACAUGGAUAAAACCUGUGGUUUGUGUGCAAAGAGUAUAACGUUCAAUGUAAAAAGGUUGACAAAGUUUACAGAAAUUUGAUUUCUUGUUUUGUAAUUGUAGUGCUUCCUUGAUUUGAUCUAUGCACCGUUGGGAGGUUUUUUCUGCUUUACCCCGCUGUCAGCGUUAACGCUAAAUUCCGAAACUUUCCACGGAGAUCCCCUACUUUUAGCUCGUGUUUCGUUAGCGACGCUGGGACGCCCGAACUGCAAUAUGGGAAUGUUCCAUCUCGAGAGCAGGGGGCUAAAUGCAGCUUGAAUAAGCUGUCAUCUGUUUCUUUUUGCAUAACAUAAUAUACAGUGCUGCUCAAAAGUUUGUGAACCCCCUCACCAUUUUGGAAUUUUCUAUUAUUUCAACCUGAUUUCCUAAUCAAUCAAUUCAGUAGUUUUUUUUUUGUUUUUUUAACAGUUGUGUUGUCGAGACUAAAUUAAAAAGAGUUUUCAUCAACCGAUGUAGGUGCAAAAUUGAACUGUUUGGUCACAACCAAAACCGCCAUGUCUGGCGAAAAGUCAACACUGCAUACCACCAAAAGAACCUUCUCCCAACAGUGAAGCAUGGAGGUGGGAAUGUCAAGAUCUGGGCUUGCUUUUCAUCCUCAGGACCUGGACAACUCCACAUAGUCCAGGGAAUCAUGAAUUCUGAGGAAUAUUGUCAAAUCCUAGAACAUAACCUGACGCCAUCUGUUUUGAAGUUAAAGCUUGGCAGAAGGUGGAUCAUGCAACAUGAUAAUGAUCCAAAGCAUUCCAGCAAUACAACCAAGGAAUGGCUGAAAAAGAAGAAGAUUCGUGUUCUGGACUGGCCCAGUCAAAGUCCUGACCUAAAUCCCAUUGAAAUGCUGUGGCGGGACCUGAAGCGAGCAGUUCAUGCCAGACGCCCAUCAAACCUCUCUCAACUGACUGCGUUCUGCAAGGAAGAAUGGGCAAAAAUCCCCCAAAGUAGAUGUGAGAGGCUGAUUAGUCACUACAGAAACCGUUUGGUUGAGGUAAUCUCUGCAAAAGGAGGCGCAAUAUCCUAUUAAUUGAAGGGGUUCACAUACUUUUGCACACAUGAUAUCUGAGUUUUUCUUAAAUCAACCACUUUUGUUAAAUAAAGAAUGACAAUAUAACUAUUUCUUUUGUUUCAGUCCAUUAUUUGGAAUGUCAGUAUUGUGGAUUUGGGUAUAACUUAACAUUUAAUAAGGUUAUUUUAGUUUUUUUUACAAAAAAUCUGACCAUCGCUGUGGGGUUCACAAACUUUCGAGCAGCACUGUAUACUGUAAUUUUCGGACUAUAAAUCGCACCUGACUAUAAGCCACACUUACCAAAUUUGACAAGAAAACAGUUUUAUUUACAUAAAAGACACACCGGAAUAUAACCGCAGGGAUAUUUUUGUUGUUUGUUUCAUUGCUUUGCAACUUUUAUAGACAACAUUUUCACGGGUAGGUUUUUAUUUGAAAAGGGAAGUUCAGAAUUUUUGACAUUAGGCCAGGGGUAAAUUUGUGCCGGAUCCUGCCGGAACAAGAUCCGGCACCUCUUGAUUUUGGCCUCCCUGUGUUCCGGGACUUAUUUGGGCAGAUCCGGCACCUCUUGUGUAUAGAAAAUAAUAAUAAUAUAAACAUGUUUUUUAAAAAUGUGUAAAAUAAAAUGAUAAUAAUAUGCAUAAAUUGAUUAACAGAACGAAUCCCAAGAAUUGCAUGUUGUUUAUAAAAAUUGACCGUCAUUUGAAAGUCAGAGAUUUGUUGAUUCAGCGAAAAGCUGGACCAACAAAUCACGCCCCUGAAAUUUAAAAAAAAAAAAAUGGAAAUUUGCGGCAUCUGGGGAACAAGCAGCCAGGAUCAAACGGUAUUUCAACAUGCCAAAAAGACAGUUGCGUUUACUGUCUUUUUUCAAAAUGAAGGAAGAUGGUUCGAAACGUGUCAGAAAAGCAACAACCGGCAAUGAGGGCAGCUGCAGCGAUCAUGCUAACGGGUAGGACCGGGUGCAGCAGGAGGCUAGCGCCGCAGCAGCUAGCCAGGUUCACAGACAGCCAGCCAAGCCGGGUGUACUGUAAGUCCCACCUAUGGUUAUGUGGGCAAUUGCCCGUGCUGUGCAGAGUAUAGCCUCAAUAAUUGUAAAUUGUUGCCAUAACAUUUAUACCAUGGAUUUUAUCUGAAAUUGAGGCUUGUUAGUCCCACAGCAUGGCAAGUGGCCAUUUGCGUGUUGUUUUCAGCACCAUUUUCUGAGUAUGUUCCAGGAAAUGUGCCCGUCUCAUCAUCCCUGCGCUGUCUUAUGUACUUUGCGUUCCGGCACCUUAUGAUUUACAAAUUAAGCGCUGCAUAACGCUUAAUCUUCGAGUUAGCAUUUAUUUAAUUUGUCGGUGGAGUUUAUUUCAACAAAUUCCAUGCAGUUUGUCAGUUAUUUGUUAGUUUCAGGGCACCGGAAUGGCUACGUUAACACGAGUCAGUGGUGCCUGCUUAUUAUGCCAAUAAAAAAACGAUAUUAACAUUGUCUUAGAUUGUCAAAUAAAAUCAAAAUGCAUUGUUCGGAAUACCAAUGCGGCCAAAACAGUGUCAUACCAACCUGCUGUGCUGACCACAAUAGAGAGAAGUGCUACGGCCACAAGUCUGCUGGGUCGUCCCUUUCGUUCUCACAAAACAAGAAAAUCAGCGUUAAAAAAACCAAUGUCAUUUCACUCCUUCUUGCUUGCCUAGACAGCCUGUUCCCUGCAGAGGUGCUGGAUUACAAAUAUUGCUGCUCAUACUACAAUUAUUGACAUGCAAUGCUAAGUUUUAAUAAUUUUAUCCUGAAAACAUAGCCAACCCUAUUGAUUGCAUGGGUCAUCGGUGAUUCGUAUGUGUUGUUUUUUAUUGGUAUAUUACGCAGGGACCAUUGACUCGUGCUAGCUUAGCCACUCCGGACCCCUGAAGCUAAAAAAUACCUAACAAACUGCACAGAAUUUGUUGAAAUCAACUCCACCGACCAAUGAAACUCCAGCUACCUCAAAGACUUAUGUAAAAAUUCUAAACUUCCCCUUUAAAUUCAUUUAUAGGAACGUCAAUUACAAGCAAGGACAUUUUUCGGCCACAGGGGGGCACUGCCUAAUGACAGAAAACUUCUGGUGAUCUGUGGUCGCGCAAAAACAAAUAACUGAGUAUCUAUACUUUUGCAAUUCAAUAGCAUAUAACAUAUAGCAUAUUGCAAUAGCUUAUCAAGAAGCGAUACGUUUGACAACUCGACUAAAGAAAUACGACCCAUCGGCCUGUAAAAAUCCGUAUAUAAGCUGCACUGGUGUUUAAGUCGCAGGGUUCAAAGCGAAGGAAAAAUGUAGUGGCUUAUAGUCCGAAAAUUAUGGUAGUAUCGUACUAAACAAUCAAUAAAGGUGGAGCAUUCCCACAUUCAAGGCUACGUCCCGGACCACGUCUUGUUUACAUUUGAACUGCAGUCUGUGACGUCCGAAAACACGUCAAUUAAUUGCUAGCGGCGGCGGUUCCAUUAUGAGAAAGAUCCCAACUCCCCUCCUUAACGUCUCGACUGACUGACUUGGUUCGAUCCGAUGGAAUGUAUUUGUCAUGCUGAAUGUAAACAUCUAUUUUAUCGGCAGUUGGUUGCGCCCGACGCGGCCAGUCGGAGGCGCCGAGGGGGGGCAAAAAAGGGAAGGGCACGUCAGAAGUUUGCCAGUAAAUGGCGCGGGAGGUGUCAGCUGAGCAUCUCUACCUCACGUCCGUGUGCCGUUGCUCUCGCCGCCGCCAUCCUGCUAUAUCGUCAGGGUUCGUCCUCUCAAGCCUCUUCUACAUGACACAGUCUUUGUACAAAGUACAAAAAAAAAAAAAAUCAACAUUGAAUCGACAGUAAAAUGCUGGCAGCUGUCGUUGCGAGAAUUUCACCGUUCAAAAACGCUGGGAAAACCGUAAAAUGCACAUUAAAUUCUACAGCAGAAAUCAUGGUAGAAAACUGUGAUCCUUAUGUAGCCGGCCCUAGGUGAGAUUCAAAUUCACGCCAUGGUUUUGCCAGCACGCUGACAACUGAUUUACUCAAAACCAGUGGAUGCUAGCGCUGUCCAUGUUGAAACUUUACUCCCUGAAAACGUAAAACACUGUGCUGGUAGCUGAAGCUAGACUAGGCUAUUAGCUCAGUACUCAGCACGCUUGACUGCCGUAGUGAUGGCGCAGGUUCAAACCUCGGUUAGGGAGCUGUAAGUACGAGAAGGGACUGCAAAGAUGUCACUACCAACAUCAAUGUUACUAGACCAGAAACGCACAUACAUUUUACUGUUAGCUAUUAGCUCAGUGGUCGGAACGCUCGACUGCCAUGGUGAUGGCAUGGGUUCAAGUAUGAGAAGAGACUGUAGUGAAUUCAUCAUUAUCAGGGCAUUAACACGUGCUACAUUUAAUAAUUAGCUAUUAGCUCAUUAGCACGCUCCACUAUCAUUGUGAUGGCAUAGGUUCAAACAUUGGUUGGAAAGCGAGUGAGUAUGAGAAGACACUGCAUUGCAUUCACCACCAUAAUCAUAAUAAUAAUGCACACAUUCAUUUUUACUAUUAGCUAUUAGUACAGUAGUCAGCAUGUCUGACUGCCAUAGUGAUGGCAUGGGUUCAAAUCUUGGAGGGAAAGCGGUAAGUAUGAGAAGAGACUGCAGUAAAUUAACCUCCACUAUCAGCGCGGCAACACACACAUACAUUUUACUAUAAGCUAUUAGCUCAUUAGUCAACACGCCUGACUGCCGUUAUGAUAGCAUGGGUUCAGAUCUAGGUUGAGGAGUGAUAAGUAAGAGAAUUGACUGCAGUAAAUUCACCACUAUCAGAACAGUAACACAUGCUACAUUUUACGAUUAGCUAUUAGCUCAUGAGUCAGCAUGCCCGACUGCCACAGUGAUGGCAUGUGUUCAAAUCUGGAUUUGAGAGCGAUAAGUAUGAGAAGAGACAGUAGUAAAUUCACCACUAUCAGAGCAGUAACACAUGCUGCAUUUUACAAAUAGCUUUAGCUCAUUAGUCAGCAUGCCUGACUGUCAUAGUGAUGGCAUGGGUUCAAAUCUUGGUUGGAGAGUGAUAAGUAUGACAAGAGACUGUAGUGAAUUCACCACUAUCAGACCAGUAACACAUGCUGCAUUUUACAAUUAGCUAUUAGCUCAUUAGUCAGCAUGCCUGACUGCCGUAGUGAUGGAAUGGGUUCAAAUCUUGGUCGGAGAGCGAUAAGUACAAGAAGAGACUGGAGUGAAUUCACAACUAUCAGAUCAGUAACACAUGCUACAUUUUACGAUUAGCUAGUAGCUCUUUAGUCGGCAAGCAUGACUGCCGUAGUGAUGGGAUGGGUUCACAUCUUGGUUGGAGAACGAUAUAUAUGAGAAGAGACUGAAGUGAAUCCACCACUACCAGAUUAGUAACACAUGCUGCAUUUUACAAUUAGCUAGUGGCUCAUUAAUUAGCGUGCCUGACUGCCGUAGUGAUGGCAUGGGUUCAAAUCUUGGUUGGAGAGCCAUAAGUAUGACAAGAGACAGGUAAUGAAUUCACCACUAUCAGAUCAAUAACACAUGCUACAUUUAACUAUUAGCUCAUUAGUCAGCAUGCCUGACUGCCGUAGUGAUGGCAUGUGAUCAAAUCUUGGUUGGAAAGCGAUAAGUAAGAUAAGAGACUGUAGUGAAUUCACCACUAUCAGAGCAGUAACACAUGCUACAUUUUACGAUUAGUUAUUAGCUCAUUCGUCAGCAUGCCCUACUGCCGUAGUGAUGGCAUUGGUUCAAAUUUUGGUUGGAGAGCGAUCAGUACGAGAAGAGACUAAUGAAUUCACCACUAUCAGAUCAGUAACACGUGCUAGAUUUUACGAUGAGCUAUUAGCUCAUUGGUCAGCAUGCCUGACUGCCGUAGUAAUGGCAUGGGUUCACAUCUCUGUUGGAGAGCGAUAUAUAUGAGAAGACACUGGAGUGAAUCCACCACUAUCAGAUCAGUAACACACGCUGCAUUUUACGAUUAGCUAUUAGCUCAUUAGACUGUACGCUCGACUACCAUAGUGAUGGCUUGGUUUCAAAUCUCGGUUGGAGAGCGGUAAGUACGAGAAGAGACUGCAGUGAACUCACCACCACAAUCAUAUUAGUAACACACACAUACAUUUUUACCAUUAGCUAUUAGCUCGGUAGUCAGCACGCUUGAAAGCCAUAGUGAUGGCAUGGGUUCAAAUUUCGGUUGGAAAGCUUUAAGUUCGAGAAAAGACUGCAGGGAAUUCACUACUACCAUCAGACCAGUACAUACGCAUACUUUUUUAUAAUUGUUUGCUGUCAAACAACAGUUAAAGUGUUCUUAUCACAAUAGUUUAUUGUUACCAUCUUACGGUUUUCCCAUUUUUUUAAACGGUAGAAUUCAGGCAAAUCUACAGCUAGUCUUAAAAAUAAUAAAUUCCACCACCAUUUUUCAUUCGAGCCUAUUUCACAUUUUAAACAGAAACACUUGGCGUGAGCGCUCAGUUAAUAUGUCUGCCACUGCUUCGUGUCUAUACCCCAAAUGUACGACGUGUGGAGGCGGCUUUAGUUUGGAGCAUUUCCUUUCCUCGCCAAAAUAAAUGAGUAGGGUCUGUCUGUGGCCUACAAAACGAGGAUCUAAGGUAGUCUAAAGCAGAGCUCUGGUCUAAAGCUAACCUUAUUCCUAACCCUAACCUUAACCAUGCCCAUCUUGGAAGUUACACCCCGCCCUAACUUCAACCACGCCCCCUUCUCGCAAGUUCUGCCCCCGCCCUCCGUCUUGCAGGCCUCAGACAGAUACACUUGAAAUAAAACGCAGCUACGCGCAGGUUCGAGGCCUUGUUUUUUCCGAUCCUCCCCCAACUCAUCAACACGCACACAUACACACAAGAACGUUGAAUGUUUACAUCAUGGUUUACAUAAAGAGAAGAACUAAUAUAAGAUGACAUAUAUAUAAAUAUAGUAUGUUCUUAUAUAUAAUGUGUACAUAGCACUAAACACGGUGUUUUACUUUGGCGGCGGCAGCAGGAUUUGGAGGUUACGCUGACGUACAAUAACUUGACACAACAAGUCCGACACUGUUCAAAAAAAAAAAAAAAAAUCCCUUUAGACGAUCACAUUGGUUUAACUUUGUUGGGUUUUUCCCGUGUUGUUGGAUGCAAUACGCAAGAAUGUGAUCGACACGUGUACAGAAAUCUAUUUUAAUCUUGCACACUUGAUGUCCUAACUGGGAUGGUGGGGGGAGGCAAAAGGAAGAUGAUGAUAAUGAUGACCGUGAUGAUGAUGGUGACGAUUGAGAACAUCAGACCGUUCGGAUCAAUUCUCUGCUAAAAGUUGCGGAUUCGCAGCAACGUUUGUCUUACGUCCCCAUUUUCACUCGCGUACUGAAAGGGACCCUUUGGCCAAGAUGGUCCAUUUUAGACAAAGCUCAGCUUUAUGUAUAUUUUGCUCAGGAAUAUGAAAUUGGCAUUCCAUUUCAAUAUCAAUCCAUCUUUGGAGCCAUCUGUAGAUGUCCCCAAAACGCCUACUUUCAACACACCUACAAUGGUCUUGCGGUCUAAUUAGUGUGAAGUCAGAGGAGUCACUGGAGUUAAUUUUUACGUUGGAAAAACUGCAAGCGAUCGUCACUAAAAUUUGUAGUAUGCUAACUGCGACUUUGGAAAAAAUCGAUAAAAUGAUAAGCCUCUCCUUACAAGGAAAUGAGCGAGAGAGGUGAAAGAUUGCAUUUUAUACAAUACAUUUUGCAAAAUUCUCAUAAACACAUGAGUAUGUUUGCUAACGCAUUUCCUGCCAUUGACAACGGUAGUCGUCCAGUUCAUUUAAACUGGGAGGAUUGGCGUUGAAUGCUCACAUUUGAUUGCAGCCAAAGAAUUAACAUAGACACUAUUCAAGUGGAAAAUAUUGGUUUAGCGGGAAAUUUGGCUAGCACUGCUAAAGCACUAAGAUUGCGUCCGUUGGUUGCCCUACUCAAGAUGGCCUCCAGCUACACACACCACUGUAGAAAGGUAACACUUGUCGCCCUUCCCAAGAUGAUGAUAAGUGUCCAGUCUUGUGGCGUCCAAUUACUGUAUUGGACGUCUAGCUCCAUCAUUGGCAGACCGAGCCACAAUAGCAAUUACUUUCCAGUAUACAAGUAAAUAUGCAGUGAUUUAGUAUUAAAAGAAAAAUAGUUAACACGUUAUAAUUGCUAGUUAGUAGCUCCUUAGUAAACUGUUAAUAAAUGAUUUAAUGUUGACGUGUUUCUUAACUAUUUGUUGAGCAUGAAAUAAAUGACUUGUUAAAGGUAUAUCAAUCAUUCAUACCUAUCUACACCUUAUAAAUGAGUAAUAUACCAUUAAUAAGUCAUUAAUAACCUCCCAAGAACAAACAUAAGCUUAUAACUAAUACUUAAUAGAUAAACUCACACUUUACAGAUCAUUUAAUAGUUUGCUUACCAGCUAUAAACUUUGAAGAACAGAAAAUAGGUUGAACAAGUUUAAGAUACAGAAAUUUGAUGUGAUAUUUAACGUAACCCUAUCUAAAGGCAUCAUUAUUCAUGCUUAACAAACUGUCAACAAACACUUAAUAAAUCGUUUAUUAACAGUUCAGUAAUGACGUAUUAACCAGUUAUAACAGAUAGUUAUUAUAAAGCGUAUCCCCCCCCAAAAAUGUGUAUUUUUUCCCUCAAAAAUGGGGUAUCGGGAUUAGAGGACCGAUAUGAGAUUUUCAAAUGCCGAUAAAAAAAAUAAAAAAAAGUAACCUGAUUGCCGGUAUCAAAGCCGAUUUUGUAAGCCGAUAUUUAAGGCCGAUAUACUUUUUUUUAGGCGCAUAGAUUUUGAAAGGAAAUUUUUUUUUAAAUUGCCUUAACAGCUUCAAAUUCAUAAUGAACCAUUGAAUACAGCACUUCAUUUUAUGAAUAUACACACUCAACAAGAACAGUACUAGAAGGUUACAGUAUUAUUUUCAAAUAAUUAAACCCACCAGGACGCCACAUGUAAACAAGUGAGAGCAGAAGAGAUUGGUAAAGAUGGAGGAUGCUAAAGCUAACGCUACGAGUUACAUUUAGAGUGUAAGGAUCACUCAGUAAACUUCUUUAAAAGGGUAAAGCAACAUUACAAAUUCUCUCAUGCAAGAUAAAAAAAAUUGCGAUAUUUACAAAAUGGGCAAGCCUGAAGCUUCCUGUACCAGCCUGCUUUCAAGCUGCUCCUUCCGGGUCCUUCCGGGUCCUUCCGGGGUCCUACCGUCAGUCAGCGGCGGCCACUGUUGCUUACACAGAUGCCUGAUCAAAAUUCUUUUUUAUGGGCUUAUUCUAUUUUUGGUAAUCGGCCGAUGAUCGAUGUUGGAAGAAAAUCAGUUUAUCGGCCUGAUAUAUCGUCCGGCCAGUAUAUCGGUCGACCUCUAAUCAGUAUGCCGAUACCAUACAACCAGAUUUGGGAAUCGGUAUUAUUAGCCAAAAAGUGACAUCGGUGCAACUCUAUUAAACAGUGACCUUUUUAAAACAAUAUACUGAUUCUUAGCAGGAGCAUAUCGACGCGAUAUACAGGUAGUCCCCAAGUUACGAUCGAGUUCCAUUCCUACGCUGGUGACGUAACCAGAAUUUCUGCGUAAAUCAGAAUUAAACCUUUGAGUACCCCUAAAUCUCAAAAUAACUACAUUAGAAUUUUUAAUUUUUAAAGGGUUCAUUCCGAUUUACGCAAAAAUUCGGGUUACGUUUAACAAUAAAACACUCGACACAAAAUGAUUGGUGUUCAAACGUCCAUCUAGUCUGCUCAAUAUAUAAAUUAGUAGAUUAAAUUAGCCUAAUUUACCUCACAAGUGAUCUUAAAUGCUACAAAUGCUAGCGUUUACAAUUCUCAUAGCAAAUCGCUCACACAUAACUCCACGAACUAUCGCUCUAAACUUAAAUACAAAUGCAUACAUAAAUAUAGAUUAGCUGAAACAACUUACAGCCUUAUGUGGGCCAAACCAGAGCGCAGCUAUCCUUAAUCCAUGUGAGACGUCUGAGUGCUCCUGCAUGGAAGCAUUAUUGAACGACAGUCCAGCCAGACCCAACGCUGCUACCAGAGGGCAGUGUAGCCUCCACCACUAAACAAAAUACAAUACUUUUAAACUUUCUGGAUAGUUGUUUUGAAUUUUCAAAGGGUUAAUUCUGAUUUACGUGGAAAUUCGGAUUAAGUUGAACAAUAAAACACUCGGCACAAAAUGAUUGUUGUUCGAAUGUCCAUCUAUACUGAUCAAUAUGUAAAUUUAGUAGAUUAAAUUAGCCUAAUUUGCCUCACAAAAGUCCACUACCUUUAAGGCUACCAAUGCUAACGUAUCAUCAAUUCUCAUAGCAAAUUGCUCACAUGUAAUUCCACAAAAUGUAGCUCUGAACUUAAUUACAAAUGCAUACACAAUCAUAUAUUAGCUGAAACAACUUACAGCCUUACGUGGGCCAAACCACAGCACUGUUAUCCCUUAUCCAUGUGAGACGUCUGAGCGCUCCUGCAUGGAAACAUUAUUGUACGACACUCCACACAGACCCAAAGCUGCCAUCAGAGGGCAGUGUAUCUUCCAACAUUAAAGAAAAUACAUUACUUUUGGACUUUCUGGAUAGUUGUUUUGAAAUUUUAAAGGGUUAAUUCCGAUUUACGCAAAAAUUCGGGUUACGUUUAACAAUAAAACACUUGACACAAAAUGAUUGGUGUUCCAACGUCCAUUUAGUCUGGUCAAUAUUUAAAUUUAGCUGAUUAAAUUAGCCUAAUUUACCUUACAAAAGUCCACAUUCAUAAAUGCUACCAAUGCUAACAUAUUUACAAUUCUCAUAGCAAAUCGCUCACACAUAACUCCACAAAGUGUCGCUCUAAACUUAAAUUACAAAUGCAUACACAAAUAUAUAUUAGCUGAAACAACUUACAGCCUUAUGUGGGCCAAACCAGAGCGCAGCUAGCCUUAAUCCAUGUGAGACGUCUGAAUGCUCCUGCAUGGAAGCAUGAUUGAACGACAGUCCACACAUACCCAACGCUGCCACCAGAGGGCAGUGUAUCUUCCAACAUUAAACAAAAUACAGUACUUUUGGACUUUCUGGAUAGUUCUUUUGAAUUUUUAAAGGUUUAAUUUCGACUUACGCCGAAAUUCAGCUGUCGCCAGCGUAGGAACGGAACUCGUUCGUAACCCGCGGACUCUAAUGAACACACAUCCAAAUUUCCAGGUCAACUUACAUUACAUCCUCUAUAAACAUCGUAUGCUUUUUUCCGAUCCUUCCUCAUUUAAUAAAAAGACAAUUUGUACGCGUUCGCCAAUUUUCCAGUGCUCGUUCCCUGACAUAUCGUCACCAUCAUCAUCACGGGUGUCGUCCCGAUCGGCGUGAUCUCGGCAAAGCCUUAAUAUCAGCAGGAGGCUCACUCUUCCGCAGCACGCCCCUCCGAUCCAAUCCCGACCGCCACUGAGGACGUUUGAUUCAGAACAACUUUUUCAAUAGCCAUAUUCUAAAAAAAAAAAAAAAAAAAAAAAGGUAUAUACAUAUAUAUGAAUAUAUCUCAAUAUAUAUUUGUGUGUUUGUGUAGAUAUAUCUAGAGGAUGAUCUACUUUCUUAUAGAAAACUUUGAUGUUGAAUUUGUUUUUUUUCUCCUCAAAUGUUUUGAGAAGACACAUUUUCAAGUGUAAUAAUAAGCACUGUCCACGUGGGCUUGAUCCAAUCAAUCCAAAUAGGAAGAAUAAUAGUAAUAAUAAUAAUCAAACCUUCCAAAGGGAAAAGAGCCUCACCACAAUGCAAUAUAUCUUGCUCUUGGGGGAAAGUAGGUAGGGAGAAACGGCAAGAAAAACUGUAAAACUUGACCAAAAAACAACAAAAAAACAAACAAACAACAACAAAAAACACACCAGGUUGGCGGCUUCCUUGUUUUCUGUUCAUGUGCUAUUUUUUUUCUACUUUUUUUUUUCUCUUUUAAGAAAGAAAAAAAUCAUUUCAUCAAAUGAGAUCAACAUUUAAGGAUGUCAAAUGAGCACUUGGUAGGAAAAUGAAUUUAAAUGAAAUAAUAAAUAUAUGUGUGUGGAACAAAAUAAGAUAAAGGGCAUACGUUUUAUUUUGACUUCUAAUGACUAUCAAACUCACCUGAUUUUUUUUUUUUAAGCUAAAAUAUGCUAAAUACUUCUAGUGAGAUUUUAUAUUUUUACAUAUGUUUGUUUUUUAUUUAUGCUCCACUUAGCUUGGAUGUUUUGAGGUGUUUUCCCUUUUCUCUUUUUGUUUCUUUAUGUGUGGUUUCACAGCGGGUGAAGAAUGUGGAGAGGAGAAGGGAUCGGGGAAAUAAAUGAAAAAAUAAAUAAAUAAAGGCAUUUCAGUAUUUUUCAAUUGUUCAAAUCUAGUUUCAUAGAUGUUAUUGUUAUAAAUUAUAUUUGAAUUGGUGUACAUUGUUUGAAAGAGGAAACGCUGGCUUCCUUUUCAACUGAAUCCAUUUUUCUCUUCAGAGAUUGUUUACAUUAUGAAACUGUAGAGACGUUGCUCCUCAUAUACUGUAUAAAGGAAAUAUAUACGUUGAUUUUUUCCCCCCAGAAAUAAAACCCUAAUGGACAACAAUGACUUGCAUCACUGAUCUUUUCUUUCGAGUUGCUACGGUGAACUGUGACGUGUGCUCACGUUACCACAGUGAAUCAGAGGUGAGUAGUAACCAGUGGUUACAGUGGAAUUUAACAGGUGGGAGAGCCCUAUAAUGCAGGAGGGAAAAUGUCAUACAUGAAAAAAUUGUAUUGGCUUAAUUUUCAAAAGAGAAGGAAAAACACACAUA
This is a messenger RNA of Corythoichthys intestinalis (scribbled pipefish), 15748 nucleotides long. RefSeq names its product peroxisome proliferator-activated receptor gamma, coactivator 1 beta (gene ppargc1b). Gene Ontology annotation, cellular component: nucleus. Gene Ontology annotation, molecular function: transcription factor binding; nucleic acid binding. Gene Ontology annotation, biological process: positive regulation of transcription by RNA polymerase II. The transcript is spliced from 12 exons. The record is from RefSeq and is a predicted model, not a curated record. NCBI's taxonomy places the organism in Eukaryota, Metazoa, Chordata, Actinopteri, Syngnathiformes, Syngnathidae. Bases 37 to 2622 code for a protein of 861 amino acids.